GUGGGGCGGGCCAGGAGCAAGGAGAGGCCUUCCUCCCUUUGUGCUCCCCCCCCCCUCCGGGGGGCCCUAUAAAUAGGCCCAGCCCCGGCUGUGGCUCAGCUCUCAGAGAGAGACGAGCACCAGGCAGCCGUCUCAAGCCAAGCCCCCUGCCAACAUGGCCAGCGAGUUCAAGAAGAAGAUCUUCUGGAGGGCGGUGGUGGCCGAGUUCCUGGCCAUGACCCUCUUCAUCUUCAUCAGCAUCGGUUCUGCCCUGGGCUUCCAGUACCCCGUGAGGAACAACCAGACUUCAGGUGUGGCCCAGGAUAACGUGAAGGUGUCGCUGGCCUUUGGGCUGAGCAUUGCCACGCUGGCCCAGAGCGUGGGCCACAUCAGCGGCGCCCACCUCAACCCGGCCGUCACGCUGGGGCUCCUGCUCAGCUGCCAGAUCAGUGUCCUCCGGGCUGUCAUGUACAUCAUUGCCCAGUGUGUGGGGGCCAUCGUCGCCACUGCCAUCCUCUCAGGCAUCACCUCCUCCCUGCCCGGCAACUCCCUUGGCCUGAACUCGCUGGCCCCUGGUGUGAACUCGGGCCAGGGCCUGGGCAUCGAGAUCAUUGGCACCCUGCAGCUGGUGCUGUGCGUGCUGGCCACCACCGACAGGAGGCGCCGGGACCUUGGGGGCUCUGCCCCCCUUGCCAUCGGCUUCUCUGUAGCCCUGGGACACCUGCUGGCGAUCGACUACACCGGCUGCGGCAUUAACCCUGCCCGGUCCUUCGGCUCCGCGGUGAUCACGCACAACUUCCAGGACCACUGGGUUUUCUGGGUGGGGCCGUUCAUCGGAGGAGCCCUGGCUGUGCUCAUCUAUGACUUCAUCCUGGCGCCGCGCAGCAGCGACCUCACAGACCGCGUGAAGGUGUGGACCAGCGGCCAGGUGGAAGAGUAUGACCUGGAUGGCGACGACAUCAACUCCAGGGUGGAGAUGAAGCCCAAAUAGGAGGGGCCUGGCCCGGGCAUCCAUGUGGGGGGGGCGAGGGCGGGCGGAGGGGGGGAGGGGUGAUAUCCACAUUGUAGACACUCUGACAAGCUGGCCAAAGUCACUUCCCAAAGAUCCGCAGGACCUGCGAGGUCAAGCCUGAUUUGGGGCUGUUGCUCUCACCUUCUUUCUCUUUCUCCGUUUUCUGGCCUCAGGACUUCCUGGGGACCGAGAUUCACCCAUCACCCACUCCCUUGACGUCACAGAGGAGGUGAAAGAGAGGGACCCACCCUGCUAGGUUGUCCACUCAGAGUGUGAUGGGAGGUGUGCCAGAAAGUCCCCCUCAUCCCGAAGUUGCUCACCAACGCACCUGCUGCAGGUGCCUGGGGCUCCAUGGUGAUGGCGUUGUGUCUUUGGGCGUCGCCCUCUUUCCUAGAAUGAGCACGUGCCCUCGAAGGUGCUCGGAGAGGGAAGAGAGCCCAGCAGUUGCAGCCGUGGGGGCAGGUGGCAGACAGGCCUUGUCCUUGCAGCCUGGCUUGCUUCCAGGGCACCCCCGCCCCAACCCUGUGGUGUGCUGCCCGACCCUGGGUACAUUCAUUCCAAUCUUGGGGCCUCAGUGACCCCAUCUGUAAAGUGGCAGGGACAAGAAGAGCUAUAUGGGCCUGAGCCCCCCUCUUUAGGAUUCUGUAAGUAUAGACACACCGCAGGUUCUGGAAGAUGUAGUCUGGACCAGCGCUGCGUCUUCCACUUGCCAAGUAUACAGCUGUACCUACCCAUCUGUGUGCAUACCUGUACAUAGGCUUAGUGUCUUAAAGCAGAGGGCGAUAUUCAGCCAUCGGAUGUCCCCGUUCCCAGGGGAGAGGGCUGAUCCCUAGGCACUGGCUCCACUGGACAGAGCCUGCUGUUGCAGAAUGAAGGCCUUGUAGGGGGCGAGGGAGGGAUGACCGUGUUCCUUCAUGAGUUGUGGUUGGUCUUUUCCACCCGUCACUGCAUCACCCCCAUCAUCACGCAGUUUUUCCCUCUUCCUGCCAGUGUAGACGCAGGCCAGCCGUGUGCAGGUGCAUUUAUUAAAGGGCACUCGGUCAUCUGAAGGUUCUCAAACCUGAGGACAGGUGAUCGUGAUUGGGGUCAGCCCUCGGAGGCCGACACCCUGGCUGGAUGCUGAGGGGAAUUUUCAGGUCCCAGCUGAUCCUACGGGGUGGGGAGCAGCAGCCCGCCCAUUCCCGAGCUCCCGAGCGGAGGCCUUGGGGCAGUUGGGUGACCUGCACGGCUCCCCAGGCCAUAGCCUUCCCUCCUCAUUUGUUUGGAGGGAGAGCUGGUUUUGACCCGAUGAAGUAGCUAUCUAUGGCUGCAGCCCCAGGACAAUUCAGAGCACAGUCUGCUUGGGGCCAGCUAUCUACACGUCCGUUCAAUUCCACCAGGGCCAGAGCAGGUCCUCCCAUGUGCCCGUGGCCACGACUGUGACAAAAACGGAGAGACGCAAUGCACAGGUAUCUGGAAGCAGCAGGACAAUCAGGAGGCCCUUAAUGGUCACGACCCCUCAUGACAUCCGCACACUCCCUUCUCCCUUUCCUAGCAAAACCUUCUAGCCCAUUUAACAGCUAAAGAAACUGAGGCAAGGACCCACAGCUAGAUCAUGAUUUGGCCAGGCCUCCUAGCCGCCAGGGCCAUGUCUCUGGCUACUCCCUGGACCGGGAGACUGGCCCCUCUCUUUCCCAGCUUCUGCAUUUCCGCCUGGGCAAUGGCCAGGGGCCAGGAGCGGGGAGGGUUGUGCUGCGGGGGGGUGGGGGGGCGGUGGUCAGACCCAUCCUGUCCUGUCCUGGCUGCUGCCUUCCGGGACCCUGCAUCUGUCUGCUCUGCAUAUAUGGCUCUUUGGAAUUGGAAUUACAUCAUAUGUUAAGAAAAUAAAGACUAAUAGAGGUCA
Molecule: messenger RNA, 2873 nt
Organism: Phacochoerus africanus (Common warthog)
Lineage: Eukaryota; Metazoa; Chordata; Mammalia; Artiodactyla; Suidae
Gene: AQP1
Product: aquaporin 1 (Colton blood group)
Exons: 4
Coding region: 155-970 (271 amino acids)
Biological process (GO): carbon dioxide transmembrane transport; hyperosmotic response; renal water transport
Cellular component (GO): membrane
Molecular function (GO): carbon dioxide transmembrane transporter activity; ammonium channel activity; glycerol transmembrane transporter activity
Source: RefSeq, a predicted model, not a curated record